This is a messenger RNA of Bursaphelenchus xylophilus (pine wood nematode), 784 nucleotides long. The record is from the annotation of a GenBank genome assembly. Lineage: Eukaryota; Metazoa; Nematoda; Chromadorea; Rhabditida; Aphelenchoididae.
AUGAAUGUCUACCUGAUUUGUGGAAUAUUGUUUGGGGCAUUUUGUGCUGUCGAACCCGACCAAUUGAUUGAUAAACUGUACCUCAUCGUGAAAGAUGCGGGGCUAAACUAUUCGCUAGAUCAGGUCGCGGAAUAUUCCACGAUGUUUCAUCGACUGGUAAGUUUGAAAUAUUGCCAGUGGUUGAAAGAGCUGGCAGGGAAAGGGGGACUUGCAGAAGUCAGUGUACCGCGAUAUGCCUUGCAAAUUCUCUUGUAUCCUGCUGUUUCUAGAUGAAUGAUAUAAACAACAGAGCCCACCUGGACUUGGACAACCAAAUUAUCGAAUUCAUAGAUGACAUUCUCAUUCUUCCCAACUACAACCUACGCGGAGUGGAGUUCAACGAAGCAGUAAGGGUGUAUCGUAACGAUAUGUUCCCUUGGAUGCGCGGCAACGCCUCGUUGGGAUGGGAGGAGAGCGCGUUGGGCUUCGAAGCCACCUUGUUGGAUCUUUUGCGAGUGCGCUUUUAAUAAUCAUUCGUCUUAAAAAUCCUUUUCUUUAGAAUUCUACGCACAGAAUUAUCGAUGCGAAUUGCCAGCAGUUCUUGGGCAUAACUCAGCAUCAGCUGACAGAACAGAUUUGCGAGAUAUAUGCCAAGUAUAUUCAGCAUGACAUCAAAGAUGACCCAUUUCGUGUGACCGAUCCGUUGCUAGAGGCGUUAUAUGGCAACAACAGUAACGCGGCGGUGCUACUUUACCAAGAUCUUUUGCAAAUGAGGGUAACACCGACCACAGACAACGCACAGUAA